UCAUGUGACACUGGCACAUACCGAGAUUGAGGGCGGCCUAUAAAACAUGCCUGGCUGCCCUUUGUCUUCUAACCACAAGGAGUCAGGCACUGAGAAUGACUCUGCUUCUCUUGUGGGUCCUGGUUCUCCCUUUUACUAAAGCCUUAGAUUCUCAGUGCAUCCUGCAGAAUGACUUUGAACCAGGCUUCAUGACCAGAGGAGACUUCGUCAUAGGGGGAAUUUUCCCUCUGCACUACAAUCAGGAAAUGCCAGAUCUGGACUGCUCUUAUAAACCAGGACAAGUGCAGUGCAAUGGGUUUGAUCCCAGAGCUUUCCGCUGGGCUAUGGCCAUGAGACUUGCCGUAGACGAGAUUAACAACAGUAGUGAGCUGUUACCCAAUCACACAUUGGGCUAUAAAAUAUUUGAUUCCUGUGCAUACCCUCUGACAGGGCAAAGAGCAGCUCUGGCUGUUAUGAAUGGGCCAAGUGAGGCUGAUCGGCCCAUGUGUUCUGGUGCUAGCCCUAUGCUGGCCAUCAUUGGUGAAUCUGGGUCGGCUCAGUCAAUAGUGGUUUCAAGAAUAUUGCAACCUUUCAGAAUCCCAAUGAUCAGCUACUUCUCAUCCUGUGCCUGCCUCAGCAACAGGAGAGACUUCCCCACAUUCUUCAGGGUGAUCCCCAGUGAUGCAUACCAAGUAAAAGCCAUUGCCAAGCUGCUGAUUCAUUUCAACUGGACUUGGAUUGGAGUGGUGCGAGGGGACCAUGCAUAUGGACGCUCUGCUCUCCAGGACCUGCUGAAGCAGCUGGAGGGUACAGGUGUGUGUGUGGCCUACCAAGAGAUGAUCCCUUUGCUGUAUAACAGCAAGAAGGCAAUCGAAAUCAUCCGAGUGAUGAACAGCUCCAGUGCCCGAGUGGUGGUGGUAUUCUCGGCUGAGGGAGAACUCACUCCCUUUAUGCGGGACUACAUGGAACUGAAUAUAACUGGAAUCCAAUGGAUAGCCAGUGAGGCCUGGGUGACAGCUGCUGUGUUCACUGGAAGGAAUUUCUACCCCUACCUUGGUGGUACCAUUGGUUUUGGGAUAAGGCAAGGCAACAUCCCGCGGCUGAAGGAAUAUCUGAUGACGGUGAACCCAGAGAGAUACCCUACCAACCCCCUGGUUCUAGAGCUGUGGGAGGCUAUUUAUGGUUGCACUCCCUUCUCUUCAGGCAGUAGUAGUGAGUUGCCCCUCUGCACUGGGCAGGAGACCAUUAAAACACAGCACUCAGCCUAUUGGAACACCUCCAGCACUCGCAUUACUUACAAUGUCUAUAAAGGUGUGUAUGCCAUUGCUCACUCCCUACAUAAUCUCAUUACCUGCCGACCUGGAAGAGGCCCAUUCAGUAACUCCACUUGUGCAGACAACACCAAAGUCUUCCCGUGGCAGCUCCAGCAUUACCUCCAAGAAGUAUCUUUCACUGUCUCAGGAGAGUUGGUGAACUUUGAUGCAAAGGGUGACUCGAUCCCAUCCUAUGACCUGAUCAACUGGCAGAAGGGCAGAGAUGGCAAUAUCGAGCUGGUCAAAGUGGGCAUGUACGAUGAAGCUCAGGAGGUCGGGAAAGAGCUGAUCAUUUAUGACAUAGCUCUCACAUGGCCUGGAGAUCAGACUGAGGUGCCAGUAUCCAUUUGCAGUGACAGCUGCACUCCGGGAUUCAGGAAGGCUGUCCGUCGUGGGGAGCCUCUGUGCUGCUUUGACUGUAUACCAUGUGACAGUGGCAAAAUUAGUAAUCAGACAGAUUCAAUAGACUGUAUGGCAUGUCCUGAAGAUUAUUGGUCCAAUGCAGAUGGAACAACUUGUAUCCCCAAGGUUGUUGAGUACCUUUCCCAUGAUGCAAUGGGCGUGACGCUAACUGUGAUAUCUGUGGUAGGGGCCCUUUUUACGCUAGCUGUCUUUGCAGUCUUUCUCUAUCACAGGAACACUCCCAUAGUGCGCAUCAACAAUUCAGAGCUGAGCUUCUUUAUCCUGCUCUCUUUGACACUGUGUUUCCUGUGUGCGUUGAUCUUUAUUGGAGAGCCCACGUCCUGGUCAUGCAUGCUGCGCCACACUGCUUUCAGCAUCACCUUCUCCCUCUGCAUCUCCUGCAUCCUGGGGAAAACGUUAGUGGUUCUGGCUGCUUUCACAGCCACCCGGCCUGGAAACAAUGUGAUGAAAUGGCUCGGGCCUGUGCAGCAGAGGAUCAUCAUCUUUAGCUGCACUUUAGUCCAGAUGAUCAUCUGUACAGCUUGGCUCAUAGCCUCCCCUCCAUUCCCAUACAGAAACACACAGUACCAACACUCCAAGAUCAUUCUGGACUGCAGUGUGGGCUCAGAUCUGGCUUUCUGGUGUGUGCUAGGGUAUAUUGGCCUCUUAGCCUGUGUAUGCUUUAUUUUGGCCUUCCUGGCUCGCAAAUUACCUGGGAAUUUUAAUGAAGCUAAAUAUAUCACCUUUAGCAUGUUGAUAUUUUGUGCAGUGUGGUUGGCUUUUGUGCCAGCCUAUGUCAGUUCACCUGGUAAAUUCACUACUGCUGUGGAGAUAUUUGCUAUUUUAGCUUCAAGCUUUGGCCUCCUGUUUUGCUUAUUUGCUCCAAAGUGUUACAUUAUUUUACUGAAACCUGAGAAGAAUACAAAACAGCAUCUAAUGGGGAAAGCUGUAAAAUAAAAGUUUAAUAUACUGUUUAGUUUUAUUGUAUUUUUUAACAAAUAGCUUUUAUUUGCUUUAAUAAUUUGUUGAUUUUUAUUUGUAUUAUUAUCUCAUGUAUUUAACUGAUUUAAAUGUAUCCAUUUUAGGCUGUUUAUGAAGCCAAUAAUGCUGCCAUCUAAUUUAUUAAAAAAUAUCUUGC
Messenger RNA from Astyanax mexicanus (Mexican tetra), 2832 nucleotides. RefSeq names its product extracellular calcium-sensing receptor-like. Lineage: Eukaryota; Metazoa; Chordata; Actinopteri; Characiformes; Acestrorhamphidae. Gene Ontology annotation, molecular function: G protein-coupled receptor activity. Bases 96 to 2651 code for a protein of 851 amino acids. The record is from RefSeq and is a predicted model, not a curated record. The transcript has 6 exons. Gene Ontology annotation, biological process: G protein-coupled receptor signaling pathway. Gene Ontology annotation, cellular component: membrane.